CAAUACACUUGCUAGUGUCAAUAUAAUGGCUGUUUGGUUUUGGAGGCACCACAAUUUCAUCGCGGAACAAUUGGCAAAGAUCAACCCGUGUUGGGAUGACAAUACGCUCUUUAAUACAGCGAGAGACAUAAAUAUCGCUGUAGCUAUACAGAUAUAUUUUUAUGAGCUGUUACCUCUUUUCUUGGGUCGUGACAAUUUGGUCAGAGAUGGUGUAUUAUCGUCUUCGUUUGGAUACAGAGAUGCGUACAAUCCUGAAAUACUACCACAAGUUUCGCUCGAGUACCCGUUCGUUUUGCGAUGGCUCCACAGCGUCCAGGAAGGCACCCUUAAAAUGUACGACACAAAGGGAUAUUAUCUCAAGCAGUAUCCGAUAGUGAACCUCACUUUGAGAACAGGCUUCUUCGAUGUGGACAAUAACAUAGAUUAUAUAACACAAGGAGCUUUCAGACAAGGCAGUGCUAAUAUUGACCAUACAGCUGAUCCUGAUAUCGUUGAUAUCGGCUUGGGUCCUCACCAAAGAGCAUCGGAUCUGAUGACAAACGACAUCUCCAAGAACAGAUAUUUUGGAUUCCAGCCUUACGUUAAAUACCACGAAUUUUGUUUCGGUAAAACGAUCAAAAAAUGGGGAGACCUGGAAGGAGUCAUUGACCCCGAGAGGAUCGAAAUACUCAGAGAUUUGUACGAAGAUGUUGAAGACAUGGACCUCUUGGCCGGUAUUUGGGUUGAGAGGCGCAUUAAAGGUGGUUUCGUGCCGCCAACCUUCUACUGCUUGGUAGUGGAACAGCUAGUCCGCAAUAUUGUAUCUGAUAGACAUUGGUACGAGAGCUCGGAAAGACCCAACGCCUUUAGUUUACAACAACUUUUCGAAAUAAGGAAAGCUAGUAUAGCUCGAAUCCUUUGUGAUGUUGCCGAUAAGGUCACCGAAAUACAGCCUCAAGCGUUCCUGAGACCACAUUCAAGAAACAGAAUAAGUCGCUGCGAGAAUAUUCCCAGCAUCGAUUUCGCAGCCUGGAAGGACUUCAAAUGCAACGAACAGUACACCUGGCAAUUAGUAAAUGAAUAGAACAUGUUUCUAUUCACUUAUGUUAACGAAUUCUAUCCUCACAUUAUAAUUUAGUUACUAGUGGUCCCGCGGUAGUCGAAAUUCGACUAUAAUUAAUUGAAAUUAUAAGUUUGAACAUUAUUAAGGUUCUAUUGUCAAAGAUACUUCUUUAUUCACAGAUUUCGCCAAGACCACACUAUAGACAAAUAAUAUGAAAGAUAAAACAAUAUUAGCCUAUUCUCAAUUUGACCACAGACUUUAAGCUAUAACAAAAGUUUGACAAUAAACAAAAAGUAUAUAUGCGUGUUUGUGUGUCAAAUACGUGGUAGUGUGUGUACUGUUUUUUUUUUAUUGAUUUAAUGUAUUACAUACAUAAUUUUUAAAAAAUAUUAUCAUUUUGCACUCCUCUAUAUUUUAUAUAUGUGUGGAAAAUUUCAUACUCCUCCGUCCGCGCAAUUUUCGUAAAAAGUUUUUUCUUCACGUAUUAAUAUAUGGAUUACACAUGAUAUAGUAUUAAAACUAUGUAUACUGACUGAAAAAAUAUUCUUUACAAUUAAAUUCAAUUAUUUAUCGCAAAUACUAUUAACGAUUAAUUGUAGUUUUAGAUGAUGCGGUGACGGGCUGACGUUUGUUUUAAGUGAUUACGGGAGUCCAUAGACAUCAACCUUGACAUACCGGAAGCAUAAUAGCGGCCAGAGUAUUACCCACAAAUAAACUUUGAUUAUAAGUA
Molecule: messenger RNA, 1772 nt
Organism: Bombyx mori (domestic silkworm)
Lineage: Eukaryota; Metazoa; Arthropoda; Insecta; Lepidoptera; Bombycidae
Product: peroxidase
Exons: 7
Coding region: 26-1063 (345 amino acids)
Biological process (GO): response to oxidative stress
Molecular function (GO): heme binding; peroxidase activity
Source: RefSeq, a predicted model, not a curated record